UAUAUUAUAGGAGGCGUUGGUUUGCCGAAUUGUGUUUUGUUUUGGAGUUGCGACGGAUGUCUGUUAUCUAGCGAUGUCGGCCUACACGCAGAUACUGGAAAAUAAACUUAAGGAGCUAGCUAAAAGCGGAUCAGCGGUCGCCAAGCAGGAGCUUCUGAUCCAGCAGAAGAAGCGCGAGAUCGAGGCCAAGCUUGCGCAGAAAGCCCAGCAGCAGUCGCCCGGCGUAAGCCUAAAAGUAAAAGCACCUCCAAAAACGCAGGCAGUGCAGCAAAAAUCGCGAUUUGACGCGCCUCCUCCAUCCGAUGCUGCGCAAGCAAAGGUCAACAACUUCAAGAAUGACGGCAGUUUUCUGGAACACUUUCGCCGUAUGCAAAAUUUGAAAGCCAGUGGAGUCCAGUCAAAAGCACAACCGUCGCAAGUUUCAGGAAGUUCUUCACCUCAAGAAUCUAGUGGACAACGACCAAAAACGGAACCGCCUGAAAACGGAGCUGGAACAUCGCAGUCGGCUGGCUUAGUCAUAAAGCUGCAGGCCCCACAGCCAAUCAAAACUCUCCUACCAUCGGCAGUGGCAGAAAAAUUGAAAGGUGAUGAUGAUGACGACGAAGAGGAAGCUACACCCCUCAAAGUUUCUUCUCCAGAAGGCAAGGCUGUCCAGGGAGCCAUUGAGCGGGUUGCCAUCUGUGUGGCCAUCAACGGCCAGUCAGCUGAGGAGGCAGCCAGGGUGGCCCAUACUGAUGACCCGGCCUAUGAAUUUCUACGAAACAAGGACGGAGAGGAGUACCGUCGCUUUCAGGAGCGGGUCCAGGCCCUCUCGGCGGCCAAGCAACGAGCAGAGGAGUCGGGUGCUUUGCCUCCCUCCAGCCGCAUCGGUGCGAAGUCCCAGCAGCAGAAUCAACAGCAAGGGGCUGCGAACGAGACGGGACGAAAAAGAAAGCGCCAUAGCAGAUGGGAUCCAAAGCCAUCUCCUGAAAGUUCGUCUGACUACCUGGACUUCGACGCACCCAAUGAAGUGCCGGAGUUUGUUAAAUCUGAUCCUGGGUUGAUUGCUUAUGCAAAGCAGGUCUUCAAUUCUACCGACUUGACAUUUGACCAGUGGAAACAGCUAGAAGAUCAGCGCAAAAUGCGAGCCCUGUUCGAGAUGAUGCAGGCCAAGAAACGAGCCGAUGAGGCGCGUGCUCGUGCUGGUAAAGUGAAGUACGAGUACGACUCGGAUGAGGAGACAGAUGGUGGCACCUGGGAGCACAAGAAGCGAGCCAUGGAGAUGGAAAAGACUAGAGCCUGGGCUGAUGAGCUGACGCUGUUGGGCAAGGGCAAGCACCACAUUGGCGACUUCCUGCCACCCGAAGAGUUGGAGAAGUUCAUGGAGAAGUAUGAUGCACUAAAGGAAGGCCGCACACCUGAUCUCUCCGACUACAAAGAGUUCAAACUGACCGAGGAGAAUGUUGGGUACCAGAUGCUCCAGAAGUUGGGAUGGACUGAAGGCCAGGGACUGGGUGCUGAUGGUGGAGGCAUCGUCGCACCCGUCAACAAGGGCCUGCAGCCUGUUGAAAAUGCUGGUCUGGGUCAGGGUCGACCUGAUGAUGUCAAGGCUAGUGAUGACGAGUACGAGGCUUACCGGAAGCGAAUGAUGCUGGCCUACAGGUUCCGUCCAAACCCUUUGAAUAACCCAAGACGGCCAUAUUACUGAGACAUCAAGCCUAGCACAGAAGUUGAAGCCAUGGUUUGUUCCUGUACAUAAUUACAAGCUUUGCCCAAAUAAAGAUGCUAUGCUCACA
Dermacentor albipictus is the source of this 1775-nucleotide messenger RNA. RefSeq names its product SURP and G-patch domain-containing protein 1-like. Gene Ontology annotation, cellular component: nucleoplasm. Gene Ontology annotation, molecular function: RNA binding. NCBI's taxonomy places the organism in Eukaryota, Metazoa, Arthropoda, Arachnida, Ixodida, Ixodidae. The record is from RefSeq and is a predicted model, not a curated record. Gene Ontology annotation, biological process: RNA processing.